Molecule: messenger RNA, 222 nt
Organism: Protopolystoma xenopodis
Lineage: Eukaryota; Metazoa; Platyhelminthes; Monogenea; Polystomatidea; Polystomatidae
Source: the annotation of a GenBank genome assembly
GUCGUGAAGAGACGGUGCAAGGAGCACAGCUUCGAGGAUCAGUCUUGGACGGUCUCGCGGGCUCAAGGGUCCAGCGAGUUGGUGCUUGUGUCCACUCGGCCGGCACAAAGCCUCCAUAGCUGGGGCCAAUCAAAGGAGUCGCAUUCGAGUGCACCGAGCCUAAAGUACACACACAAACGGCGCCAGCCACAGAUUGCGGACAGGCUGUAUGCUGAAGGGUGA